GUCAUCGGCUGCCAGGGUGCUCUGCUUUCCAGGAUACAAGUUGUGGGGCGCGCAGAGGGCUCCGCAAAGGCUGCAGAUGAUGACUGCCCCGAGCGGGGAGCGCUCAUCUUCUGCACGGCUCUGCCUCGCCCUCGGCGCCUUGGGGCUGGCGUUGCUGGGGGACGUGUCCAGGGCUGUCCCCAUGGACGAUCAGGACUAUUACCUGCAGGAGAUUAGCAACAGGGAUCAUUAUUAUUCCUUUCCGUAUCCCGGUGAAGAGUUUUUUCCUUUCACGGAGCAACCCGGAGGGGAAGGACCUAUCCGUGCUGCAGAGACAGAAGAGCACCCAGGGUUCAAACCGAGCAGGAAAGAGUUAAAACCGAAGAAAAGCAACAAAAAGGGAAAAUCCGUUCUUGAAACUGCACCAGAUUGUCCUCCGCUUGGUCUGGAGACGUUAAAAAUCACUGACUUCCAGCUCCACGCCUCGACAGCCAAGCGGUACGGGCUGGGGGCCCACAGGGGCAGGCUGAACAUUCAGGCAGGUGUUAAUGAAAACGAUUUUUAUGACGGUGCUUGGUGUGCUGGCAGAAACGACCCCUACCAGUGGAUUGAGGUGGAUGCCCGCAGGCUGACCAAGUUCACCGGGGUCAUCACGCAGGGCAGGAACUCCCUCUGGUCGAGCAACUGGGUGACCUCCUACCGAGUACUGGUGAGCAACGACAGCCACGCGUGGACGGCUGUCAGAAAUGAAUCUGGCGAUGUGAUUUUUGAAGGGAACAGCGAGAAGGAGAUCCCAGUUCUGAACAUGCUGCCAGUGCCGCUGGUCGCGCGCUACAUCCGCAUAAACCCCCGCUCCUGGUUUGAGGAAGGCAGCAUCUGUAUGAGGCUGGAAAUCCUAGGGUGUCCUUUGCCAGACCCAAUUAUUAUUACCACAGAAAGAAAUGAGAUGACCACCACUGACAACCUGGACUUUAAGCAUCACAACUACAAGGAAAUGAGACAGUUGAUGAAGACUGUGAAUAAAAUGUGCCCAAAUAUCACCAGAAUUUACAACAUUGGGAAAACCCAAGGACUCAAGCUGUACGCGGUGGAGAUUUCAGACAACCCGGGAGAGCACGAAGUUGGGGAGCCAGAGUUCCGGUACACUGCAGGCGCUCACGGGAACGAAGUGCUCGGCCGUGAGCUCAUCCUCCUGCUAAUGCUGUUCAUGUGCCAGGAGUACCUGGCUGGCAACCCACGCAUCGUGCACCUGAUCCAGGACACCAGGAUCCACCUCUUGCCCUCAGUCAACCCAGAUGGGUACGACAAGGCAUACAGAGCGUGGUUGCAGCUGGGGGGCUGGUCUCUAGGACGCUGGACUCAGGACGGGAUCGACAUCAACAAUAACUUCCCUGAUUUGAACUCCCUGCUGUGGGAGUCUGAAGACCAGAAGAAGAGUAAAAGGAAAGUUCACCAUCACAUCCCCAUCCCAGACUGGUACCUGUCCGAAAACGCCACUGUGGCCGUCGAGACGCGAGCAAUCAUAGCAGGAUGGAGAAAAAUCCCCUUCGUGCUGGGGGGCAACCUGCAGGGCGGGGAGCUGGUGGUGGCCUACCCCUACGACUUGGCGCGGUCGCUGUGGAAGACGCAGGACUACACGGCCACGCCCGGACACGUCUUCCGCUGGCUCGCCUACGCCUACGCCUCCCACGCACCGCCUGAUGGGACCGACGCCAGGAGGAGAGCCGGCCACACCGAGGACUUCCAGAAGGAGGAUGGCACCGUCAAUGGCGCCUCCUGGCACACACGUGGCUGGAAAAACGACUUCAGUUACCUGCACACAAACUGCUUUGAGCUCUCCAUCUACGUUGGCUGUGACAAGUACCCGCACGAGAGUGAGCUGCCCGAGGAGUGGGAGAACAACCGCGAGUCCCUCAUCGUCUUCAUGGAGCAGGUCCAUCGGGGCAUCAAAGGCAUCGUGAGAGAUGUGCAUGGGAAGGGAAUCCCCAACGCUGUUAUUUCAGUAGAAGGCGUUAACCACGACAUUCGCACAAGCGCUGACGGCGACUACUGGCGUCUGCUCAACCCGGGCGAGUACGUGGUGGGCGUCAAGGCCGAGGGCUACACCGCUGCCACCAGGACCUGCGAAGUUGGCUACGACAUGGGAGCUACUCAGUGCGACUUCACCAUCUCCAAAACCAACCUGGCCAGGAUCAAGGAGAUCAUGAGGAAGUUCGGGAAGCAGCCGCUCAGCCUGUCCGCGCGGCGGCUCCGGCAGCGGGCACGGCAGUGGCGGCAGCGGCGAUAGGCCUCGGCCUGCGGCGGGCACUGGCUCUGCCCCUGCCAGCCCCUGGCUCUGCCCCUGCCAGCCCGGCUGUAGUCAUAGUGAAGUUCUGUAGCCCAUCUCUUCGUGCGCAUCGCUCUGCA
Messenger RNA from Pogoniulus pusillus (Red-fronted tinkerbird), 2385 nucleotides. RefSeq names its product carboxypeptidase X, M14 family member 2 (gene CPXM2). The record is from RefSeq and is a predicted model, not a curated record. Gene Ontology annotation, molecular function: zinc ion binding; metallocarboxypeptidase activity. Gene Ontology annotation, biological process: peptide metabolic process; protein processing. Lineage: Eukaryota; Metazoa; Chordata; Aves; Piciformes; Lybiidae.